CAUUUGUUUACUUUGUCAUUUGACAUUUCUCCUCUUUUUCGCAAAAAUUAUCGAUAAAAUUAGGAAUAACACCGCUAAUCUAGUUGUGUAAUCUGAGAUUAAUUUUUAAUCUCGGAUUAACCAGAGAGGAAUUUUGUAUGGUAAAUCUCGUUUCUUAAUUACGGAGUAUCGAGUUAAUCUCGUUAAUGGAUAUAAUCUCGCUAUAUGUAAACAUACUAUUAAAACAGGAAAGGCGGUGCAUAGUUUUCAAGAAUAAGAAUUAAUAACAGAAGUAGGGGAAAACGCAAUAUCUUUGCCAUUAAUUUCUUUUCCGUGCUAUAAAUUGUAAUUUUGUUUGGUAUGCUUCGUUUACUAAAGUUACUUUUAUAGUUGGUGUCGCACAAAAAAACUUUUACAGGACCUUCGCUCGUUCUUAGAGGAUUCCUAUUCAAUGGAGAAUAGUGUGGCAAAGAACAAAAAAAUUCUGUUAACCGAACAUUUCACGAAUCUACUGAAGAAGUUUAUUAAAAACGACUGGACAUUAGUGAUGAGCGAUAUUUCACUACCGGUGAUUUUUUCACUGUGAUUGAAAAAUCGCAAAUCGCAACUGCGAUCACUUUUUAUAAAUAGCAGUUCGCUUCUAUGAACUGUGAUUGCGAUCGCAGUUCGAAACUGUGAUCGCAGUUCGAACCAGUGAUUGCGAUCGCAGUUCGAAACUGUGAUCACAGUUCGAACCUGUGAUUUACGAUAGCAGUUCGAACCUGUGAAUUACGAUCACAAUCGCAAAUAGCAGAAAAGUAACAACUUUCUUCAGGGUAUUGUAUAUAUCGUAUAUGCUAUUUUUCGUCAUAGCGGUUUGAAGUUUUGAGUGUAACGUUCUUAUAUAAAGCAUUUUGUGAUGAAAACAAGAAUUGUAACUAAUUAAUUUCAGAAAAAAUUAUGGAAUAAAAAAAUUACGGGUUUUUAAUAUUUUCCCAAAGAUUAGGAAACUCGCGUUAAUUAUUUGGUCUUGAAAAUAUUAAAAGCGGGUAUUCUAAACAAACAAAUUAUCAACCACACUAAUGGUAAUUCCUUCUAAGAAAUGUGUGAAACCAUCAUACCAACAUAUGUACAAAUGAACUAUGCAAUACGCUCUAAGUGUCACGUAGCCGAACCGCUCCAAUAUUUGCGAAAAUGUAGUGAAAAGAAAGGCGGAAAACCUACGUAAGUGGUAAGUGGAACAGACCCGGACUUUUAUUCGGCCAAACAGUGUCAAAUUGGCAGAAUCUGCCGCUACAACAACAACGACGACGUUUGAACGUCGACUUAGUUGCGAUCGCAAUAGCAAUAUAAAAUCACAGUGAUUUAAAAAUAGCAAUCACUGAAAUCACAGUGAUUAAAAAAUCGCAAUAUCGCUCAUCUCUACUGGACAUGCCGUGAUAUCAACCGAUAUUUGUUUAAGUUGCAGCUCUUUGGUGGUUAUAAGUUUAAUCACACCACUGCCUUGAAACUGUGCGUGAUGAAAGAGAAGCUGUGUUAUAUCGGUGAUGACAUCGAGGUCGAACAGCUAGUAGAUUUGAAAACAACGAUGAAUGACAAGGUAUCUCUGGAUUAGUGUUUAACAACAUACAAACGGGCGAUAUACGAUCUUAAUUGUACAAGCAUACCCUAUCAUCUGGUGCUUUGUGUGCUCAAGAAUAGUGUGGAUAAAUUAGCGGCAAGUAAUUUACAAAAGAUGCCGAUAAAGUAAAACAUUAACAAAUUGCUUCUCUUUAGUUUUUGCUAAAUAAAUAGAUAAUAUUUAAGUAAAACUAUUUUGCUACUAUAUAAUGUAAAAGAAAUGUGUACAAACGAAUAAAUGAAUUGGUAGUAGACAUAAAAAUGCAAAAUAUAAGUAUAAAGUUAUUUUUAAAUCGAAAAAAUACGAACUUCAAAAAGUGGUAACUUUGAACGCAAAUAACUCGCGGCUGUAACUAUAUUGUUACAAAAGUAGUAUUAAGUUAUAUUUGUAUUACUAUAUGCAUCCCUGAUUAUGAACAAUAGCUGUAGGUAUAUGGAAUAGCAUUUGUCUUGUUGUAGACAUCUGGCGCCACGGCUGUCUGCUCGUCGAAACAAUAGACAUCUGGCGCCGCACUGUCUGCUUGUCUAGGUAAACAAUUGCUGAGUCUGGCGCCGCGACUGUCUGCUUGCGUCUGGCGCCGUAUAGCCGUAUGUUCUGGUAAUUUCCAGACGCGAUAUUCUAGAAGGACACGUCGGCAUCAGCGAGAAGUGCGUGGCUAUAUAAGCCGUGGCAGCGCCAACGUAAUCAAUCAGUGCUAAGAGUAAACUGUUAUAGUGUAGACGAGUUGUGAAAUAAAGAGUUGUUGAAUUAAAUUAAACAGUGUUGAUUUUAUUUGUCAAUCCAGAGAUACGAACCUAACAAAGUAAACUAGCAAGAGUAAAUUCGUAACAAUUGGUGUCAGAAGUGGGAUUGUCAAAUAAUCCAAAUUCAAAAUGGUUAAAUUCGGAGAAUUGAGAAUUCAGCAAUUAAAAAAGGAACUGGAGGGGCGUAAUUUGCCGAUAAGCGGGCAAAAGGCGGAUCUGUAGGCACGAUUACGUGAAGCAAUGGAAGCGGAUGGAAUUAAUGUCGACGAAUUCGAAUUUGAUGGCCCAGAAACUUCUACAAAGGUAGAAGAAAAAGUAGAAGAACAACGAACAUCAUCAAGUGUGGACAUGAACAUGCUGUUAGUGGCUAUUAAGCAAAUGGCAGAGAAUGCAGUGCAAACAGAAAAUCGUCUGGCACAGCAAAUAGCUGAAAAUACAUCACAAAUAGCAGACAAUGCAGUGCAAACCGAAAAUCGUCUGGCACAGCAAAUAGCUGAAAAUACAUCACAGUUAGAGUCUCGCCUUACACAACAACAUCGUUUGGUACAACAGAUCACGGAAAAUACUACACAACUACAAAAACAAGUGCAAGAGAAAUUUUCAAAAUUUGAAGACGAAUUAAGCACUUUAAAAAAUGACGAAGAAAAUUUAAAAGCAGAAGUUCUUCAAUUAAGUAAUCGUGUGCGAGAACUGCAACUGCAUGGCCCUGCACCAUCAACAAAUAAUCAAAGAUUGAAGGCACCCACAUUCGAUGGAAGUAUUCCAUUUCAAAUUUUCAAACUUCAGUUUGAAAAGACAGCAACGGCCAAUAACUGGAAUGCAGCGGACAAAGUGGCGUCCUUGUUUGUAUCAUUGAAAGGACCGGCAGCAGAAAUCCUUCAGACUAUUCCAGACUGUGAACGGGACAACUAUGAGGCAUUGAUGAGUGCGAUAGAAAGACGUUAUGGUAGUGAGCACCGGAAACAAAUAUACCAGAUCGAACUGCAAAAUAGGGGUCAGAAGAUGAACGAGUCAUUGCAAGAGUUCGCAACUGAAAUAGAACGACUGGCUCAUUUGGCAAAUGCAGAUGCACCUGUGGAUUACAUUGAGAGGGUAAAAAUUCAAUGUUUCAUAAAUGGAAUUCGUGAUGUGGACACCAAACGCGCCACAUAUGCAAUGCCAAAAAGAACGUUUGCUGAAACGGUUUCGCACGCCCUCACACAGGAAACAGCUUCCCUACUAAGUAAACCAGCACCCAAAGUACAAAGGGUUGAAAUGGAACAACCGGCGCUGAUGGAGGAAAUAUUGAAGACUCUGAAGACAAUUGCUGCACCGCGAGUAAAUACAACAGGCAGAUGUUUCAACUGGGGAAAGCGGGUCACUUUGCCCGAAAUUGCAAUAUAAAAGUAAACCCAUCAAAACGGAAACAACCAACAGAUAACGAGGACGGAGCAUCCACAUCUCACAAGUCGUUAAACUAAAACGGAACAGUUCAAAGGGGCGUGAGCUGGUUCCCACAACUAUUUGCCCCACCAUCUCGAUAUCACAAAUAGGUCGCCAUGACAACAAUCUUACUAUCAACGGUAUCGUAAAUGGACGACUGUCAACGCUUACUUUGGAUACUGGUGCCACACAUUCAAUUAUCCGACCGGAUGUGGUAAGAGGAACGGUUGAACCAUUAGUCGGUUGCAAGCUUCGAACGGCCACCGGAGAGGAAGCAGCUGUCGCGGGAAAAGUGUUUUGCGAAGUGAUGAUUGGUACCCUGGAAGUUAAUCACACCUUCAUC
Bactrocera dorsalis (oriental fruit fly) is the source of this 4087-nucleotide messenger RNA. RefSeq lists its product as uncharacterized. The transcript is spliced from 2 exons. The record is from RefSeq and is a predicted model, not a curated record. Bases 2563 to 3705 code for a protein of 380 amino acids. NCBI's taxonomy places the organism in Eukaryota, Metazoa, Arthropoda, Insecta, Diptera, Tephritidae.